ACUACGUACGAUGUGAAGAACCGGUCAAAUGGUGAUCGUGAGGACAUGCCGCCUCGGGAGGUUUUGUUUAAAAGAGAAUCUUAAAUCCGGCAAGGUGCUCCUUCCAAGAUGACGACAUUCUGACUACCCGAUAUGCUUCAUUUGCUGUAGUCAAAACAAAAGAAAGCAGUGAAGGUCUUUGUGAUCUGUAAUGCUGUCAUCAACGUAGAAGCAGUUGAUGUAACAGCUGGUCAACUUUCAUUGGCAUAUGAGUGGCGUGGUUGAAAUGGAUGUGAAGAGUCUUCACUCGCACAUCCGUGACGGCGACUUGAAAGGUGUCCGCCAACUGGUCUCAAGUGGAGCUGACGUGAAUAAGAUCUACGGUCGUGACACAGCGUUAAUCCUCGCCCUAGAUCAGCAAAACGUCAAUGAGGACAUAGUUAAAUUACUUCUAUCUUGUUCACAAUUCGACCCAAACGCGAAGAAUCAAUUUGACAGAACUCCGUUAUACUGUGCAGCUAAGCUGGGAAAUGUUGAUUUUGUGAAUCAUAUUUUGUCUUUGGGUGCAAACGUGGAUCAUGCUGACCUUGACGGAGUGACUCCCCUAGGAGCAACGGCUUGGUACGACUCUGCUGAAGUAGCCAGUAUUUUGGUAAGAGCAGGUGCUGAUGUAGACCGUAGUGACAAACGCGGUGAAACGCCCCUACUUCGCGCAUGUUCCAAUGGGUCUUUCAAUGUAGCAAAAGUUUUAGUUGAGAACGGAUGUGAUGUCAAUAAACGAACAUGUGAUUCCCGGUCACCUCUAAUGGAAUGUAUCCCGUCUUCUCUGUGUACCAGGCACCCAUGUGAUCAAACAGAACUACUAAAUCUCCUCUUAAAACACAAUUGCAACACCAACUUACAAGACAGGUCAGGAUUUUCUGCCUUACACCUGUCUGUUGUACGAGACCAAUUACUAUCGGCCUGCUUGUUAGUCGAGAACGGAUGCGACAUGACUCUGAGAAAUAACGAUGGUUUAACUGCAAUGCAUAUAGCUAUAUCGCCAGGGCGACAGAACUUCAAAUUUGCGUCUUGUUUAAUAUCUUACGGAUGUGACCUUCACGCAGUAUUUCCCGAAAUAGAAAGCGAAAAUGGACCUAUAGCGAUGAUACUGAAAGGAUUGACAAAAUCAGACAUGUCCACAAAAGCCUCGUCUACUGAGCGUCGGCUGCUUCUCCAGCUUCUGCUUAGCGAUAUAGAUCAUUCCAGAGUCAAUAAAAAUAAAUUACAAAAACUACUGGAAGCUCAUACUGAAGACAACGGCCCACAUAGUGAUCUCGAAAUCAUUAGAAAAUUUUGCAACAACCGGUUUCCUGAUACACUGCAGGGUAUAACUAGAAGGAAAAUCCGACGUAGUCUUGGUCAGGAAAUCAUCCAGAAAGUUGAUACUUUUUCAAUGUGUUCAUCAUUAAAACACUACUUAACAUUUGGAUUAAAUCAUUGUCAAACGAAUCCAAUAAAAUUACUACAACUGCAGCAAUCUGUCAAAAAUGGACACGUGGAGAAAAUUUUGGAGUUUCAACGGAUUGGAGUGGAUAUAAACUAUCCGUUCUUGGGAAACCCGCCACUUUUAGUAGCGGUAGAGCACGGUCAGGUCGCAUCUUUGCAAGCCUUGAUUUCAUGCGGGGCAGAUCCGUGCGGUCACGGGUUUGAGGGGGAAAGUGCACUUCAUAUUGCUGCCAGAUAUGGCAGAGAAAGCCUGAUGAACUCUUUUGUUCGAUACGGAUGUGACGUUCAUACUAGAAACAAGAAAGGCAAUCUGCCUAUUCACGAUGCCUGUCAAAGUGGAAACUUCUUAUCAGCACAGCUGCUAUUGUCCCUAGGAAGUCGUGUCUCACUUCCGGAUAACUGCGGGAUUUAUCCACUUCAUUAUGCUGCUGCGAGUGGAGACUUGAAAACGCUCCGUUGUAUACUCGCUGAAACAUCCUCUGUCAACGUAGUCGAUCGACUGGGAAACACACCUUUACACCUCGCUGCUUCAAACGGAAUCUUGUAUCUAAGGCAGAACACGCCGUUACCAUUCUUGUACUCAAGUGAACUCACGAUGAACUUAGAUAUGAUGAAUAUAAUACAUUGUAACAAGAAAACGCUUGGUUCUGGUGCAAAGAUGGACAAACAACACAAGAAAGUUGUAGAAGAAUUGAUAAAAGCCGGAGGUAGUAAAACUAUAGAGAAUAUGUCUGGGGAUACGCCAUUAAGUGUUGCGCUAGAGUUUGGAUGCCUAGACUAUUUUCAAACAGAAGAUAUUUGAAAAU
Molecule: messenger RNA, 2273 nt
Organism: Ylistrum balloti
Lineage: Eukaryota; Metazoa; Mollusca; Bivalvia; Pectinida; Pectinidae
Product: ankyrin-1-like
Exons: 3
Coding region: 248-2269 (673 amino acids)
Molecular function (GO): protein binding
Source: RefSeq, a predicted model, not a curated record